AUGAUGUUACCACACCGUGACAAAUGGGACGUCCACUACGCCAACAUGAACGUUGAUGAAAUGGUAUACAUUGGGAGGGACGUGUUUGUAAUUGUCGCCUCAACGCUUUCACUCUACAAUGCCAUCGAGCUUCUUACUCUCAUCUUUCUGACGUUCAAACGAAGAGCCGGCCUUUAUUUCUGGAGUAUACUGUUCGCAUCAUUCGGCAUUUUACCGUACUGCUUGGGAUGGUUCAUAACUUACUUCGACUUGACGCACGACUAUGUGGGCAUGAUUAUUGAGACCGUCGGCUGGGUUCUUGUGAUAUCGGGUCAAUCUAUUGUUCUGUACUCUCGUCUACACCUGAUUCUAACCGAUGUCUUCAUCCUGCGUACGGUACUAACUGUGAUUAUCGUCAACGGUCUAAUCUGGCACACAACUAUGACGGUAUUACUCUUUGGAUCAGAAUACAGCCCGAGAGAAAACCGGCGCGGCUUCAAUAAUGUCUUCAACAUCGCAGAAAAGAUCUCGAUGAGCUGCUUCUACUUACAAGAGAUAGCCAUCUCGGGUUUAUACUUGUGGAAAUCGAUGGAUAUUCUUAAGACCGCAUUUGGCAACACACGAACCAUGCUAUACAGGCUUUUCGCCAUCAGCAUAGCCAUAGUGAUAAUGGACAUCGCUAUGGUCAUCAUCGAACUAAUGGACUUUUACGUGUGGGAACAUGGCGUCAAAUUAGUCACAUACUCGAUCAAACUCAAGCUCGAGUUCGCCGUGCUAGGCGAGCUCAUCGAAUUUGUCCGAAAUCGCAGUGGGACACGAACCCGUCCGACGAAACCAUCACAGGACCAAAGUACCCUUGUCCCACUAUCUUCGAUGCACAGAGGCAACACGAAGGCGACAGUCAACAUGCCGGACCGCAUUUACACUGGCGAUACACAUACGAACACGACUAUCGCUGCUACACCUGUGAGGCCUGAGAGACCUGAAAAUACGGCUCGCGACAGGAUACAUGUUGUUCGUGAGGUUGACGUGGAGAGUUUGACGGCAUAUCCUAGGAAUGAGGGGAGCAGGGAGGAAUUGUUUCGUAUGCAGGAUCAGCUUCCGCCAGAAUUGAUGCCUAGAGCGUUAUAG
Molecule: messenger RNA, 1110 nt
Organism: Fusarium coffeatum
Lineage: Eukaryota; Fungi; Ascomycota; Sordariomycetes; Hypocreales; Nectriaceae
Exons: 3
Coding region: 1-1110 (369 amino acids)
Source: RefSeq, a predicted model, not a curated record